AUGUUUCGUUCGCUUUGCACGCAAGUUGUGUCUGUAGCACUCCUCGUCGGUCAGGCCUGUGCUUGGGCUAGUCCGAAUUGUUCGUUGUCACCACUUGGCGCCGGUCAGGAUGAUACCGAUCAGAUUGAAGCCGCUAUCAAGAAAUGUGGCCAUGGCUGUAACACGGUGUUCGCGCCAGGUGAAUACAACAUUACUAGGAAGAUGACUUGGAACCUUCAGUCGGCGAGGGUUGACCUUGAAGGCUACCUCAACUUCAAAUUUGACCUUCCCUACUGGAUGGACCCAGCUAAUACUUACAGGGUGAUCUUCAUCCAAAGUCAAGCCUCCUGGUUCGUCAUCACAGGCAACGAUUUCAUCGUCGACGCACACAACAUGGGCGGUAUUAUCGGUAACGGCCAACAGUGGUGGUCUUGGUAUGGCAACGCAUCUCGCGAGGACGGUGAUGGCCGACCUGUUUCCUUGUCGCUCGUGAACGUGACUGGUGGGACCAUCAAGGACUUCAGGAUCGACCACCCGCCGUUUUGGUGCAACGCCGUCGUGGAUUCCAAGAACGUGGUGUAUGACGGGAUGUGGACGAACGCGUCGAAUUCAGACCCGCUGUACUUCAACCAAAACGUUGUGCCGAACACAGAUGGCAUCGACACAUACCGUUCUGAUAACAUCACGCUCAUCAAUUGGGAUAUCACGAGUGGAGACGACUGCAUUGCCAUCAAAGGGAACUCCACGAAUAUAUACGCCAAAAAUAUCACCUGCCGUGGCGGGAAUGGCAUUGCUUUCGGGUCCCUGGGACAAUAUGCAAAUCUGGCUGACAACGUCAACAAUGUUGUCAUGGAGGACUUGGCCUUACUUCGUCCCGACCCUGUGAUCCAGCCCAAUAUGAUCCACGGGGUGUACUUCAAAUCGUGGACAGGGACAAGGAUAGGCUUUCCCCCUACGGGAGGCGGUGGGGGCCCAGGUCUUGUCACCGGCAUCGAGAUCCGCAACAUGUACGUAGACAACGUCACGUCUCCCGUGCAGCUGUACCAAACAAACUCGGGACUCCCAGGCGACGCGCCCUCCGAGCUGCAAUUUGAGAACCUGUCGUUCUCGAACAUCACGGGGACGGCAUUAAGAAAUCUUCUUGUCGACAUCCGGUGCAGCCCCGAUGCGCCUUGCCCGAACAUCACGUUCUCGGGCCUGAAUGUGACGCCGCCGAAUGGCGAGUCGCCUGCGUACAACUGUUACAAUGUCGUGGGCGGGCUGCAGGGCCUCUCUGCGUGCAACGCAACAGAUUCAUCAUGA
Messenger RNA from Sparassis crispa, 1281 nucleotides. RefSeq names its product Putative galacturan 1,4-alpha-galacturonidase. Bases 1 to 1281 code for a protein of 426 amino acids. The transcript is spliced from 16 exons. The record is from RefSeq and is a predicted model, not a curated record. NCBI's taxonomy places the organism in Eukaryota, Fungi, Basidiomycota, Agaricomycetes, Polyporales, Sparassidaceae. Gene Ontology annotation, molecular function: polygalacturonase activity. Gene Ontology annotation, biological process: carbohydrate metabolic process.